Messenger RNA from Acipenser ruthenus (sterlet), 2936 nucleotides. Its product is annotated as TBC1 domain family member 2A-like. The record is from RefSeq and is a predicted model, not a curated record. The transcript has 9 exons. The coding region runs from base 14 to 2200 and encodes 728 amino acids. NCBI's taxonomy places the organism in Eukaryota, Metazoa, Chordata, Actinopteri, Acipenseriformes, Acipenseridae.
UGUGUUUGUUUCUAUGCAUUUAGUUUCGUUUUCUCUGUACUUUGCCUUCAGAAGUCAGUUUGUGUUUCCUCUGCCUUGCCCUUACAGGAACACAGUCCUCAAUAUCUGUGGAAACAAGCCAGCUCAGGAGCUGAGGCGGAGUGUGUUCAACUUUGACAAGAUUCAGCAGUCGGAAGACUGUCCCUGUGAGGAUCCUGUGACACAGAUACUGGGGGAAACAACAGCACCUCCAGCACCGCCUGUACCUCUGACACCCCCAGCACCUACAGUCCUUUCAGCUCCUUCAGUUUCUUCAGUUACAAACGAGUCUGCGCAGGAAGCAAAGACUGGAGGAAAGAGUUCUCCAUCAAGCAGCAUGAACAAGAGGGAGAAGAAAAUGACCAGUUCUCUUCAGCCUUCUGGGGAGAAGGUGUCAGGAAAGGAGGAGAGCCCCGUGGACAAACUAUCCAGACUCCAGCACGAGGUGUUCACGCUCACUGAGGAGCUCAAGUCACAAAAGGAGCUGGUGCGACUCCUUCACAAGGCCCUGGAGGCAGCACAGCAGGAGAAGAGGACCAGCAAACAGUUCCUGUCAGCAGCAGGGGAGCAGGAGCGGCUGGAACUGGUGCGGCACAAAGAGAGGUGUAUCGCGGACCUGGACGGCCGCCUGGAGGCCCUGCUCAAAGACAAGGAGGAGCUGGAGCAGCGGCUGGCCAUGCAGGACUGCCAAGUGAAUGAGCUGCAGCAGCACGUGCAGCUCAUGAUGGAGAAGAACAACGCCAAGCAGGAAGUCAUCCUCAAGCUCUCCGAGCAGCGUACCGUAGCCAACUCCAUGGGCACAGAGACCUUCUGCAGGCUGCAGGAGAAGAUUGAGCACCUCAAGUGUGCCUACCUGGAGGCCAAAAACUGCCAGAUUGAGAGCAAGUACCUGGUCGUGCUGCGCAGGCUGCAGGAGAGCAAAGGGCUGGACAGCAGUCAGCAGGAGAUGGUGAAAAGGCUCAUUGAGGACUCACUGCAGGGAGACAAGAAGGAUGGCUUUAAACUCAACCCUGUCAGUGAGUAUGACGACUAUGGAUUCAAGACCAUUCCUGAUUAUGAAGUAGAGGACGUGAAGCUCCUGGCCAAAAUCCAGGCCCUGGAGAUCCUUUCCAACAACCUGCGCAACAAUGAGAUGGUGGACAAGCCUUUGCGGACAAGGUGGGCUAACUACCUGGCCAGCCGUCCCUUGGACCAGCUGGCUCCCUCCCCAGAGCUGAAGGGCCUGAUCCGGUGUGGGAUCCCUGUGGAGUACCGGGAGCAGGUGUGGCGCUGGAUCGUGAGGACACGGACGCAGGUCUCUAGGAAGUGGAAUCCCAAUCGCUACCAGGAGCUGAGGAAGCACUGCGAGGUGUCGGAGCACCUGGCCUCGCGGCAGAUCAGGCUGGACCUGCACCGCACCCUCACCAGCAAUAAGCACUUCUCCUCGCCCACCUCCGACGCAGUCCAAAAGCUGCAGCGCAUUCUGCUAGCCUUCUCCUGGCAAAACCCCACCAUCGGCUACUGCCAGGGCCUCAACAGGUUGGCAGCUAUUGCACUUUUAGUUCUGAAGGGUGAAGAGGAUGCCUUCUGGUGUCUGGUGGCUGUUGUUGAAAUCAUAAUGCCACAAGACUACUACAGCAAAACCCUCACUGCCUCUCAGGCUGAUCAGAGGGUGUUCCGUGACUUUCUUGCUGAGAAGAUGCCUUGCCUGAUGGCCCACUUCAAGGAGCACAGCAUCGAUCAUUCCCUCAUCACCUUCAGCUGGUUCCUGGUGGUCUUCGUGGAAAGUCUGGUCAGCGACAUCCUGCUCAGAGCGUGGGAUGCUUUCCUCUAUGAGGGCACAAAGGUGAUAUUUCGCUAUGCACUGGCCCUCUUUAAGUACAAUGAAGAGGACAUUCUAAAAAUUCACGACAAUCUGGAAAUCUACCAAUACCUCCGUUUUUUCACCAAAACGAUCUCUGAUGGCAGGAAACUAAUGACCAUAGUGUUUAAUGAUAUGAACCCCUUCCCUAUGAAGCUGCUGAAGAACAGACGAGAGUUUCACAUGGAGAGGCUGACAGCCGAGCUGCUGGAGCUGGAGAGGAUACAGGAGGAGUUUGUGAAAGAACAACAAGUGGAGUGCAAAGACAAGGACCUGGACACUGCUGUCAACGAAGAUGAAGAAGUAAUACAGACUGCAGUUAGCUUGCAUCACACGUCCUGACGUUAUUGAAAAAUUACACAUCACUGAUACUAUUUAAACUAAUUUGUUUGCCUUAUUAUUCCCUUCUGUGGAAUAUAGUGGGGCUUACAUAUUGUGUAUGUCACACAUACAUCUAACUGUUAUCCUUUGUCUGUUGUUGAGUAUAUAGGUAUGUCAGACUUACAUUUUUACAUGUACAGUUCUGCUCUUAUUUUGUAAUGGCGCACGUAAUGUACCGACAUACUUGUUUUAGAGUCAACAAAUUAAGUUUACCAAACCUGUCAAAAUGCAGAAUAUUAAUGGAAAUAGGUGUGUUGGUAAUACACACACACACUACAUCUCUGAAUGCUUGACUUCAAAUCCAGUUUGUCACACAUGAAAGGAGUAUGGUGGUCCUAAGCCCUCGGCUUCCACAUCACAAAACCAACACACAGUGCAGCACAAUUGGCACAAAGGAUAAACCUGUUUCUUAUCUCAUAAAACAGCCUUUUACUAUAAUUAUCAUCUGUCAGUCUCUGAAUUUCUUCAAUCAGCAGUUCCAUUCCACUCAGAUCAGUUCAGUAAAUUAAUUAUUUUGUAGUUUCCCAAGAAAACAAAAACUCAUUGGAGAUCUUGAAAAUUAAUGUCUUGAAAUGUGAUUAAUUUAGGCCAGGCUAAUCUGAACAAGUACAGAGAUUCCAGUUACUUUUCAGACCGGCAACCAGGUUCCAGAUUUUCUAAACGAGACUAUCUCUGAAAUAAACUUAUUUUUUAUGCA